Messenger RNA from Sorex araneus (European shrew), 3478 nucleotides. RefSeq names its product D-aspartate oxidase (gene DDO). The record is from RefSeq and is a predicted model, not a curated record. Lineage: Eukaryota; Metazoa; Chordata; Mammalia; Eulipotyphla; Soricidae. Gene Ontology annotation, molecular function: FAD binding; D-amino-acid oxidase activity. Bases 142 to 1167 code for a protein of 341 amino acids. The transcript is spliced from 5 exons.
CGCCUCGAAUUCCCCAAUGGGAAGCAGCUUUGCUCUCUCUGCCUCUCAGGGCACUGCACCAGCCAGUCGGUCUCUGGGAAAACAAGUGGCCGAGUCAGCGCCUGGUGAGGCUUCCACUGCUGUUGUUUCAGAGGCAGGUGCAUGGAGACAGUACGGAUUGCAGUGGUGGGCGCUGGCGUGGUGGGGCUCUCCACAGCACUGUGCAUUUCCAGGUUGGUUCCACGAUGCUCCAUCACGGUCAUUUCAGACAAGUUCACUCCCCACACCACGAGCGACGUCGCCGCUGGAAUGCUCAUUCCUCAUGCCUACCCAGACAUCCCCGUGCCCAAGCAGAAGCAGUGGUUCAGAGAGACCUUUGAUCACUUGUUUGCAAUUGCCUGUUCUGCAGAAGCUGGAGAUGCUGGCGUUCAUCUGGUGUCCGGUUGGCAGAUAUUUCAGAGCAUUCCUGCUGAAGAAGUGCCAUUCUGGGCAGACGUGGUGCUGGGUUUCCGGAAGAUGAGCAAGGCUGAGCUGAAGAAAUUUCCCCAACACGUGUUUGGUCAGGCUUUCACAACUCUGAAAUGUGAGGGCCCUGACUACCUGCCCUGGUUGGAGAAGAGGUUAAGAGAAGGUGGGGGCCUGGUACUCACCCGACAAAUAGAAGACCUCUGGGAGCUGCAUCCAGCCUUCGACAUCGUGGUCAAUUGUGCGGGCCUGGGCAGUAGACAACUGGCAGGGGACUGGCAGGUGGUCCCCGUGAGGGGCCAGGUACUCCAAGUCCAGGCCCCGUGGGUGAAGCACUUUGUCCGAGAUGGGAGCGGACUCACCUACAUUUACCCUGGUACAUCCACUGUCACCCUGGGUGGAAGCAGGGAGAAGGGAGACUGGAAUCUCUGCCCAGAUGCAGAAAUGAGCAGAGCUAUUCUCUCCCGAUGUUGUGCCUUGGAGCCCUCCCUUUGUGCGGCCCGUGAUAUAAGGGAGAAGGUGGGCUUGCGACCCUACAGGCCAGGUGUGCGGCUGCAAAGGGAGCUUUUGGUCCGGGGUGACCAAAGGCUGCCUGUGGUCCACCACUAUGGACAUGGGGGCGGUGGCAUCUCAGUGCACUGGGGCUGUGCCCUGGAGGCUACCAGGCUGGUGGAUGAGUGUGUCCAGGCCCUGAGACCCUCUGCUUCCAAGUCAAAGCUCUAGGUGACAUGAAAUGAUAACAACUGGCACUUGAACUGACUGAUCAAAUUACGGUGAAAACAGUUGAACAGAUGCAAGAAACUUCCAUUACCUGAGAGUGUAGACACAGCCUUGUUUUGCAUCCCAUAUGGACCUCUGUGCACCACCAGGAGUAAUUCCUGAGUUCAGUCAGGAUUAACUCUGAGCAUCACCGGGUGUGUCCCCAAACCUCACUCCCACGCCCCAAGUUAGAGAGGCCAGAGGAAUAGCAGAGAAGGCUUGCCUUUCAUGCAGCCAACCCUGGUUCAAAUCUUCAACAUUCCAAAUGGUUCCCUGUGUACACCAGAGUCACUCCUGAGCUCAGAGCACAGAGCCAGGGGCAGUUUGUGAGCAUUGCUGGGUGUGGCCCCAGUGGCCUCUCAAGUAAAUAAAAUGAGAAUGGAUGACAUGUCUAAUGGUAGAAUCAAGAUUAUGCUAAUCUAAUACCAGACUUAAAUCUAGAAUCGUUAUCCUCAGGUAUAAACUUUAUUUUUGUUAAACAGACAAUAUACAAUUUCUUUUAGACCUACUGUCUAUGCUAAUAUACAUAGAUGCUGAAAGCUAGAGUCUGACAUUUAAGGGCUCGUAAGUGCACACAAGGAGACAACAUCUGGAAGCAUUUAGGUCAGUGUAAGUUAAAGAACUUUCUCGGCUACUGUAGAUAACAGUAAAGUGAGCAUUACAAUCCUUCUAAGUAAAAUUACUCAGUGUUCAUGUAGUACAGUCUGACUACGUUUAAUGAAAGACAAAGCAUCACUUUUAGCUAGUCCUGUGGCAACUUCAUUGCCUCUGGCAGUGAUGGUGGAAGCCAGAGGCUGAGCUGCCUAUGGGUGUGGCAUCUACUCAGCAUCUGUCUGGGUCCAUCCCUGGAGGUUCUUACUUUCCAUUACUGCUGAUGAUUGAAGACUAGUCUGUUGGCUGGUUGGCUUUGCCUCAGCAUUUUUUUGAAGAUUGAAUAAUAGUAUGUACAGCCAAAAAGCUAAUUUGCUAAUUAAGAUGGAACCAUCGUUCUGAAUGAAAUAUCACCAGAGCAAUUUUUUAAGUUGUGAAAAAGUGUGUGUUUGUGGGGGAGCAGAGGUUGAGGGGAUAUGUCUCAUGAUAAAAUGAGUUUGGGAAUUGAUGGCUAAAUCUUACCUGAUUUCAUGAUGUUGGCUUGCUCAGAAUUUUGAUCUGUUGAUUUGUGUUGUGUGCAUGUACAGGAUAUUUAGUCUUGGUUUAGGGUCACAUUGACAUAGUGAUUGGGGGGGGGUCACACCUGCAGUGCUCCGGGGACUUUGUGGUGCCAGAAAUUGAACACAGGCUGCAAACCCAGGCCUCCCACAUGCAAAAUACGUGCUCUCGCCCUACUACCCAUCUUCCCAGUCCCUGGAGGGAUUUGGUUUGUGCUAUUUGUGGGGGUAUUUAUGGGAGAUUACAGAAGAUUUGCAAAAAUAAAUAUUUAAGUUCAAGUUUGAGGUGGGGGACAAACCCGUGUUAGUGAUAAGGUCGAUUUUGGAUGUCCUUGGGCAUGUGGGACUGGUAAUGAAGAUUAAGAAAGAAAAAGGCACCAGCAAAGUUCCAUUUUUACCACCAUGAAGUAUUGGUAUAUGAUUUUGCUUGAAGCAAACAUUCUUCUGGAAAGGGGGAGAGAGGAGAGAAAGAGCACUGGAUGACCUUUAUCUUCCCUGGAAGUAUCUAAGUGUGGAUUUAAGCAUGGAUUCUCUGCUGUCUUUCCACCAGGGGGUGAUAUUGUAUCAAAUUCAGAUGUAUCAGUCCAUUUGAAAAAUUUGGAAAGGACUAGAAAUGAAAAAACAAAAUGUAUACCAGGUGUGUGAAGCAAGUGAGGGGUUUAUUGGAGGGUUGGGAGCUUCCAUGGCCCAGAUGCAAUUGUUCUGAAUUCUGUUCAAAGUCUUUGAGGCAUGCACAGGCCCAGAGAGACAGAAAGCAUACAGAGAGCCCUCACCCAAUUGGUGAGGAAGAAAGCAUUGUGAGAAAAUGGCAUUUUUUUUUCUUUUUUGGGUUACACCCAGCGAUGCACAGGGGUCACUCCUGGCUCACGCACUCAGGAAUCAACCCUGGCGGUGCUCAGGGGACCAUAUGGGAUGCUGGGAUUAGAACCCAGGUCGGCCGUGUGCAAGGCAAAUGCCCUACUCGCUGUGCUUUCACUCCAGCCCCGGGAAAUGGCAUUUUAAAAAGGAGAAAUAAAUGUUCACUGGUUCAACAUGAAAAUGAAGAAUGCCGCUCUCAAGCAUGCUGGUGUCAAUGCAAUCAGCUUAAUUAAUGGCUGAAUAAAUAGCAGUACUCCUACAUUAAAAUA